AUGGACGCAGGCUGCACGCACUACAAAGCCGAAUUUCCUGACACAGAGCCCGUGGCCGCCAGUGUCUGCAUCUUUAAGAGGUUCGGCGCUGCAAAGCCGACCCGUCCCAAGAACAGAACUACAACGCCCAAGGAGCACCGCGCGUCCCGGUUCUCCCGCCCCCUCUCUCAGGCGCCCCGCGACCAGGUCGGCCCUGACAGUCCCAGAACUGCCCGGCUCCGCCCCCGCACGCACGCGUCUCAUUUGUUUACCCUGAAGCUCCGCCCCCUGGCUGCCCGGGCUCUCCCCGCUCCUCCCUGGAAUGCCAGGGCGGCCGCCGAGAGGACCAGCCUGCCGCCCACCCUGUACGUGCAGCUCCACGGCGAGACCACCCGGCGGCUGGAGGCGCAUGAGAAGCCCCUGCAGAUCCAGAAUGACUACCUCUUCCAGCUGGGCUUCGGGGAGCUGUGGCGGGUGCAGGAGGAGGGCAUGGACGCCGAGAUCGGCUGCCUCAUCCGCUUCUACGCAGGAAAACCACACAGCACUGGGAGCUCAGAGCGGAUUCAACUCUCAGGAAUGUAUAACGUCCGGAAAGGCAAGAUGCAGUUGCCAGUGAACCGAUGGACACGGCGCCAAGUCAUCCUGUGUGGGACCUGCCUGAUCGUCUCCUCUGUGAAAGACAGUGUGACCGGGAAGAUGCAUGUGCUGCCCCUGAUUGGUGGAAAGGUAGAAGAAGUGAAAAAGCACCAGCACUGCUUAGCAUUUAGCUCCUCUGGGUCCCAAAGCCAGACUUACUACAUUUGUUUCGACACCUUCACGGAGUAUUUGAGGUGGCUUCGACAAGUCUCCAAGGUUGCCUCACAGCGUAUUAGCUCAGUGGACCUCUCAUGUUGUAGCCUGGAGCACCUGCCUGCCAACCUCUUCUACAGCCAAGACCUCACUCAUCUCAAUCUAAAGCAGAACUUCCUUGGGCAGAACCCCAGCCUGCCCGCUGCCCGAGGGCUCAGCGAACUGCAGAGGUUCACCAAGCUCAAGAGUCUAAACCUUUCCAAUAACCGUUUGGGGGACUUCCCGCUGGCGGUGUGUAAUAUCCCAACUCUGACGGAGCUCAAUGUGUCCUGCAAUGCCUUGAAAGCUGUCCCUGCUGCCGCUGGAGUCAUGCACCAUCUGCAGACCUUUCUGUUGGACGGAAAUUUCCUGCAGUCCCUUCCUGUCGAGCUGGAGAGCAUGCAGCAGCUCACUUACCUCGGCCUGUCUUUCAAUGAAUUCACCGACAUUCCAGAGGUGGUGGAGAAGCUGACCGCAGUGGAGAAGCUGUGCAUGGCCGGGAACUGCCUGCAGACGCUGAGGCUCCAGGCUCUGAGGAGAAUGCCUCACAUUAAGCAUGUGGAUCUGAGGUUGAACGUAAUUAAGAAGGUGGAAGCAGAUGAAGUGGACUUUCUCCAGCACGUCACUCAGCUCGACCUGCGUGACAAUAAACUUAGUGAUCUCGAUGCUAUGAUUUUCAACAACAUUGAAGUUUUGCACUGUGAAAGGAAUCAACUGCUGACCUUGAACAUCUGUGGCUAUUUCCUAAAAGCACUCUACGCCUCUUGCAAUGAACUUGUUCAACUUGAUGUUUACCCAGUUCCAAAUUAUCUGUCCUACAUGGAUGUUUCAAGGAACCACUUAGAGAACGUGCCUGAGUGGGUGUGUGAGAGCCGGAAGCUGGAGGUUUUGGAUAUUGGCCAUAAUCAAAUAUGUGAGCUCCCUGCACGCCUGUUUUGUAACAGCGGUCUCCGGAAACUCCUCGUAGGACACAACCGGCUGACACGGCUGCCCGAGAGGCUGGAGCGGACGUCGGUGGAGGUGUUAGAUGUGCAGCACAACCAGCUGCUCGAGCUGCCGCCCAGCCUUCUGAUGAAGGCUGACAGCCUGAGAUUCCUGAAUGCCUCCGCCAACAAACUGGAGACCCUCCCCCCAGCCACCCUUUCCGAAGAGACAAGCAGCAUCCUGCAGGAGCUGUAUCUCACGAAUAACAACCUCACAGACAAGUGCGUGCCGCUGCUGACCGGGCAUCCCCACCUGAAGAUUCUGCACUUGGCCUAUAACCGCCUGCAGACUUUCCCCGCCAGUAAAAUGGCAAAGCUGGAGGAGCUGGAGGAGGUUGACAUCAGCGGGAAUAAACUGAAAGCCAUCCCGACCACCAUCGUGAGCUGCAGGCGCGUGCACACCGUGAUCGCGCACUCCAACUGCAUCGAGGUCUUCCCUGAGGUGAUGCAGCUCCCGGAAAUCAAGUGUGUGGACCUGAGCUGUAACGCGCUCUGUGAAGUCACCCUUCCAGAAAACCUGCCCCCAAAGCUGCAAGAGCUGGACCUGACGGGAAACCCCAGGCUCGUCCUUGAUCACAAGACCCUGGAACUGCUCAAUAACAUCCGCUGUUUCAAGAUCGACCAGCCUUCAGGAGGGGACGCCUCUGGAGCCCCGGCCGUGUGGAGCCAUGGUUACACUGAAGCUUCCGGGGUGAAAAACAAGUUGUGUGUUGCAGCCCUGUCGGUGAACAACUUCUGUGACAACCGGGAGGCCCUGUACGGGGUGUUCGACGGGGACCGUAACGUGGAGGUGCCCUACCUUCUCCAGUGCACCAUGAGCGACAUUCUGGCUGAGGAGAUGCAGAAGACCAGGCACGAGGAGGAGUACAUGGUCAACACGUUCAUCGUCAUGCAGAGGAAGCUUGGAACCGCCGGGCAGAAACUCGGGGGAGCUGCUGUCCUGUGUCACAUCAAGCACGACCCCAUGGACCCCGGAGGAACGUUCACCUUGACCUCGGCCAAUGUGGGCAAGUGCCAGACAGUCCUCUGCCGCCACGGGAAGCCCUUGCUGCUGUCCAGGUCGUACGCCAUGAGCUGUGAGGAGGAGCUGAGGAGGGUCAAGCAGCACAAGGCCAUCAUCACAGAGGACGGCAAGGUGAACGGGGUGACCGAGUCCACCCGCAUCCUGGGCUACACCUUCCUCCACCCCAGCGUGGUGCCCCGGCCGCACGUGCAGUCGGUGACGCUGACGCCCCAGGACGAGUUCUUCAUCCUGGGCAGCAAGGGCCUGUGGGACAGCCUGUCAGUGGAGGAGGCCGUGGAGGCCGUGCGGCCGGUGCCCGAUGCACUGGCCGCCGCCAAGAAGCUGUGCACGCUGGCCCAGAGCUACGGCGGCCACGAGAGCAUGAGCGCCGUGGUGGUCCAGCUCAGCGUCAGCGAGGACACCUUCUGCUGCUGCGACCUGGGCGCCCCCGGGCCGCCCCCGCCCAGCCCCGGCUUCCCUGCCUCGGUCAGCGUGGUCAUCAAGGACCGGCCGGCCGACGCGCUCGGCGUGCCCUCGUCCAGCAGCGGCCUGGCCUCGGAGAUCAGCAGCGAGAUCUCCACUUCCGAGAUGAGCAGUGAGGUGGGCUCCACGGCCUCGGACGAGCCCCCCGCCGGCGCGCUGGCCGACAGCAGCCCAGCCUACCCGAGCGAGCCCCGCUGCGCGCUGCACCCGGCCGGCCUGGCCAGCGCCUUCCAGCGCCAGCUGUCCAGCACCACCUUCUCCAGCGCCUUCUCGGACAACGGGCUGGACAGCGACGACAAGGAGCCCAUCGAGGGUGUAUUCAGCAACGGCAGCCGCGUGGAGGUGGCCGCGGACGUCCACUGCGGCCGGGCCAAGGACAAGGAGGCGCUGCAGGGCCCAGCGCCUGCGCCCACAGAGGCCAGCGACGAGGGCAUCGUCAUCAGCGCCAACGAGGACGAGUCGGGUCUGCCCAGGAAGCCGGAUUUCUCGGCCGUGGGCACCAUGGGCCGCAGGAGGGGCAAUGGCUCGGUGGCCCCCCAGGAGCGCAGCCACAACGUGAUCGAGGUGGCUGCUGACGCGCCCCUCCGGAAGGCAGGGGGCUACUUUGCCGCGCCGGCCCAGCCGGACCCCGAUGACCAGUUCAUCAUCCCGCCCGAGCUGGAGGAGGAGGUCAAAGAGCUCAUGAAGCAGCAGCAGCAGCCCCCCCAGCUGCAGCCACCACCCCCGCGACAGUACCCGCUGGACCCCCUGCCGGACUUCUACGACACGCCGCUCUGA
Molecule: messenger RNA, 4053 nt
Organism: Elephantulus edwardii (Cape elephant shrew)
Lineage: Eukaryota; Metazoa; Chordata; Mammalia; Macroscelidea; Macroscelididae
Gene: PHLPP1
Product: PH domain and leucine rich repeat protein phosphatase 1
Exons: 20
Coding region: 1-4053 (1350 amino acids)
Molecular function (GO): protein binding
Source: RefSeq, a predicted model, not a curated record